This is a messenger RNA of Spodoptera littoralis (African cotton leafworm), 657 nucleotides long. The record is from the annotation of a GenBank genome assembly. Lineage: Eukaryota; Metazoa; Arthropoda; Insecta; Lepidoptera; Noctuidae.
AUGGAGUCUCCACGGAAAUUCAACGAUUGUUAUUUUUACUACUACUCCACAUGCACGAAGGGGGACAACUGUGUGUUCCGUCACGAACCAUCGGCACUAGGAUGCGAAACAAUGUGUACAGCUUGGCAGCAGGGCAAGUGUCUUGAUAAACGCUGCAAAUUACGUCACAUGGAACUGAGGAAAAACCGCAAGCAGAUCCCAUGCUAUUGGGAGAACCAGCCUGGCGGGUGUCGUAAGAUGCACUGUCCAUUCAUGCACAAGAACCCGGAUGCGCGCACCGACGGUAUCGCGCCUAGCCAGCCGGCGCCGCCUCCCCCCGUGAGACAACACAUACAUUACACGCCAUACACGCAGGUGCCGACGUCGGUGAACGUACCGGAGCCCGUGUCCGCGGAGCAGCCCCCGAUGGGAGGCGUCGCCGCCCCCGUGCCCGCGCCCGCACCCGUGCCACUGCUGUGGCAGCAACAGCGCCAAGUGGUUCCCCCAGCAGUGGUGCUGGACUCCGCGAUCCUGGGCGUGCUGCCGGCGUCCAGCGAGCUGCUGAGCGGGCGCCGAGUGCUGCCGCCGCACGCGCACGAGCAGCCCGCCAACCCGUACGCGCCCAUGCCUGUCGACCCCCUCGUUGUGAACUUCGAAGAAGGUAUGCGCCUAUACUGA